Messenger RNA from Venturia canescens, 1735 nucleotides. RefSeq names its product Seryl-tRNA synthetase-like insect mitochondrial protein (gene Slimp). Gene Ontology annotation, biological process: seryl-tRNA aminoacylation. The transcript has a single exon. The coding region runs from base 1 to 1416 and encodes 471 amino acids. Gene Ontology annotation, cellular component: mitochondrion. The record is from RefSeq and is a predicted model, not a curated record. Gene Ontology annotation, molecular function: serine-tRNA ligase activity; ATP binding; tRNA binding. NCBI's taxonomy places the organism in Eukaryota, Metazoa, Arthropoda, Insecta, Hymenoptera, Ichneumonidae.
AUGAUUAGCGUCAUGUUGAGAUUUCCAGGUAAAGUGGCGAGAGUCUGCGCUUGUCGCUUACCGAAGAACGAGGUAAGAUCUUACACUUCUGCGCUUUUCAUUCCUGGAAACAAAGCCAACAAAACCUUUGCUCUACUUUCGCCGCACUUGGAUUUUGACAAACGUUUUGAAGACCUUGAAAAAUUGCGCAAAGAACUUGAGUUGCGGGGUACUAAGAUUGACGCUGACGAACUAGCGAAAACUUGGCAGUUUUACAGGUACAUUGACACUAACAGAUGGGCACUAGAGCAUAAGCGAAACGAAAUUGCCCAGAGCAUGAAAAGGUUGAAGAAGAAAAAAAUUUUGAGCAGUGAGGAAGAAAAGGAAAAGAUACAGCUCAUCACACAAGGCAAAGUCCUGAAACAGGAGCUGAGAAUCGUCAAAGAAGCUUUAUGGGAAAUGGAAGAGAACGUUGUAGUCAGAGCUUUGAAAUUACCCAAUGAAUUACACGAGAGAACCCCACCGGCCAGUCCGGUAAUAUUGAAUCAAGUCGGUGAGAAACAAGAGCCAGAAGCAAGUGAGAUUAAGAGUCACUUAGCGGUUGGUUCCUCUCUAGGUUUGAUCGACUACAAAAAUCCAUUGAGCUGCUAUCUGUGCGACGAAGCUGCACUCUUUGAACUUGCAGCAUUGAGUUACGCGGGCAAAUAUUUGACAGAAGCUGAAAUGAUAAGAGUAGCCGGAACAGACUUCGCUUAUAGUCUUCUCGUUGAAGCUGCCGGCUUCGAUCACCAAGAUCCUCUGCAAACUUUCCUGCUUCGGAUGAACGAAGAGCAUGAUCCUGACAACUGCAAUCGUCUCCAUCUCGUCGGUGGCGCUACUCUCAUCUCUUUUCUUGCAAUGCACACCAAACAACUCAUCAAUCCAAGUCACCUUCCUGUUCGAUACUUCGCAACUGGACGACAAUACGUCCCACAUGCCGAAGGCACUGCGACCAACGGACUUUUCACCAUUUGCCAAUCUUCCGUUGUACAUGCUUUCGCAUUGGUACAAGAUCCACUCUCUCCUGAGUAUAUGGCUCAGUUUGAACUUAUUCUGGCGACCGUCACUUCCUUGUACAACAAUCUCCAAGUACAUUAUCGUACGGUCAUGAGGUCUGCGAACGAACUCAAACCUUGGGAAAGCCUUAGAGUCUCCUACGAAAUGUGGUCUCCUCAUUUGCAAGAAUACGUCGAGAUCGGUCACGUCUCGCUGUGUGGACGAUACUUGAGCAAACGUCUCCUCAUCGCCUAUCAAACACCUACGGGGAGAGACUUUCCAGCUAUUAUUAGCGGCACUGUUCUCUCCGUUCCGAGAUUACUCGCUUGUUUGCUCGAACAAGAUCCCAAACAAUUUCGUAUUCCCACGGAAAUUGCUCAGCACAUGCGAUCUUUUUCGUAAAAACGAUGAAUUCGACUAUCGAGUUCCCAUCGCUACGAUGCGCUCGAAUUUUUUAAUAUUUUUCGCCCAUCAAAUAUUCAAUCAUAAAAUUCAUCCAAAAAAUUCAUCGGAUCGAAUUCAUUUCAGGAAAUCGAUUUACGGAUUUACAGAAUUUUGAAAAUUCGAAUAAAAUUUUCGUAGCAUCUUCUCGAUGGGAACUGCAGUACCAUCAAAGUCUUGAGGUUCUGUACAUUGUUAUUCUUUACAAAUGUAUAUGUUCACACGUUUCUAAAGAAACUAACCAUUGUUAGACAUUUGUUAAUAAAAAAUUCAAACUCCA